GGUGUGGGCCUAGUCGUGUCCAAUGUCCCCGCCAUUGUGAGCGCACUCGCGCCGCGGGCCGCGUCUCCUUUCCCCGCACCGCCCGCCCGCCAGCACCGCCCCUCCCCCCCCUCCACCCCGGGCCGGGCCGGGCCAUGGGCUCAGCGCCGCCGCCUCCACCCGGCUCCAGCUCGGCAUCAUCAGCAUCAUCAUCAGGUGGUCGCCGCCACUCGUGCUACUUGUGCGACUUGCCGCGAAUGCCGUGGGCGAUGAUCUGGGACUUCUCACAGGCCGUGUGCCGCGGCUGCGUCAACUACGAGGGCGCCGACCGCAUCGAGCGGGUGAUCGAGCAGGCGAGGCACCUGAAGCGGGCGCACGGACUACCACAGGCCCAGGCUCAGGUACAGGCCCAGGCCCAGGCCCCGCCGCCGCGUUCUCCCGCUCCCCGGCACCCGCACCGCUUGCUGCAGCUGCCCGACUACCCACCGCCGGGGCCCGGUCCCGGGCCUGUACCUCCCCGCACUCUCCUCGGGCCCGCCGCGCUGCUAGGCCUCAACCCCAUGGGCCUAGAGCCCGGCCGCCGGCCCGAGUUGGAGCGGGCUCUACGGGACAAGCCUGGCCCUCCUCCGGCUGAGCCGCUGGCCGAGCUAGGCCGCGCCUUGCGCCACCGAGCCGAGGAGUGGGCUGGAAGGCCGGCCGCCGUCAGGGACUCUCUCCUCGGCCUGUCCGAGUGCGCACCCGUCGCCCUCCGCCUGCGGGCCGAGCCGUCGCUGGGAGCCCGAGUCCUGGCCUUCGAUGCGGCCGAGAGGCCCCAAGACCGGGCCCUGGAGUUGCGGCUGCUGGUCGAGUACCCGCCCGGCUCGGGGUCGGUGCAUUGCGGGGCUGCCGAGGCCUGCCGCCGGAUGCUGGGCGACUGCAACAAGGAGAGGGCCUGCAGCCCUGGCCUAGAGGGCCUGGAAUACCAGAGGAGGCCUGGAGGCAACAGUGCAGACUGGAGGCCCCUGUCCCACCUACUGACAGAGGGAGCCCGACUCUUCAAGGAGCCCGUGCCAGCCGAGCUGAUGCCCGAGUCCCAGGCGGGCGGACUGGGGUUGCCCAGAGCCGGGCAUCGCCGCCGUAAAGCUUCUCCGGACGGGGAGCCCGAAGCUGGCAAGGCGGCGGCAGGAGACGGGCAUUCCUGGGCAUCGCUGGCCGAAGGGGCCGUGGGUCAAUCGCCCGUCGCCCUGGUCAGCAGCAGCGCUUCGGACCCCAAGGACGGUGGGCAGGCGGUCCACUCCACCACGGCGCUUGGGCAGAGGCGCCUGACGCCGCGUAACGGGGAGCCGGGAGCCCCCGAAGCCGGGCAGGCCUGCGAGCCUCAGGGGGCCCCCGAUUCCUCCAACGGGCCCCUGUGCUGCACCAUCUGCCACCAGCGGCUGGAAGACACCCACUUCGUCCAGUGCCCCUCCGUGCCCGCCCACAAGUUCUGCUUCCCCUGCUCGCGGGAGAGCAUCAAGGCGCAGGGGGCCGGCGGCGAGGUCUACUGCCCCAGUGGCGAGAAGUGCCCGCUGGUGGGCUCCAGCGUGCCCUGGGCCUUCAUGCAGGGGGAGAUCGCCACCAUCCUGGCCGGCGACAUCAAAGUGAAGAAGGAACGAGACCCUUGACCCACCCGUGCAUCAAUGCGGAUCCGCAUACACAAACUGGCACCGUCUGCACUUCUUCCAAAGGACUGAGACAUUUCCCCCAACCAAAAAACUAUGAGACAAAUGGGAUUAACAUCCACUGGCAGAGCCCUGGAACAAAC
This is a messenger RNA of Amblyraja radiata (thorny skate), 1762 nucleotides long. RefSeq names its product interferon regulatory factor 2-binding protein-like A. Gene Ontology annotation, molecular function: transcription corepressor activity. The record is from RefSeq and is a predicted model, not a curated record. NCBI's taxonomy places the organism in Eukaryota, Metazoa, Chordata, Chondrichthyes, Rajiformes, Rajidae. Gene Ontology annotation, cellular component: nucleus. Gene Ontology annotation, biological process: regulation of transcription by RNA polymerase II.